Molecule: messenger RNA, 3050 nt
Organism: Cygnus olor (mute swan)
Lineage: Eukaryota; Metazoa; Chordata; Aves; Anseriformes; Anatidae
Gene: FAM81B
Product: family with sequence similarity 81 member B
Exons: 8
Coding region: 1763-2824 (353 amino acids)
Source: RefSeq, a predicted model, not a curated record
UUCUCUCUUUCUCUCUUUUCUCUGGCAAUUAAUUCAGUUUUCUGUCAUAUUUUCUGUUCACAAGCUUUGGUAUUCAAUGAACCGAGGUUUGUAAUAACAGCAAUCCUUCUGUUUGGUUGGUAAAACAAGCAAUAUCCUCACCUCUAGAUGUUCCUUUCCAUCAGCAACUGAUACAGGGUGUAUGGAGUUCUUCCUCUGGGUGUUCUAGAAGGGUAUAUUUUGUAUGGAAGAAAGGAGCAUCAUAGAGACAGGACAGGACAGAUUUGAAGUGAUUAAUUGGUUGUGGUUGAUUUUGGAUUUUGUUUCCUUGUAUCCAAAUUAAAGGCAAAGUGCCAUUAAUUUCCUCUGGGCAGAAACAGGUGCUAUGAAACUGCCCUGGCGGAGUCACAGCACAGUUUUAUUUCAGCAAAGAGGAUGCUUUUCACACUGCCUUUCCCACAACGUGUGCAGUGAGAUAGGACCCUCGCCUCUUCCUGAAUUCAGUGCGAGGAAGCCUCCAGACAUCCCGGCAAGCUGAUUUCGUGGGUUGGAGCAGAGCUGCGGAGGGGUGCCAGCCUUUCAGGAGCUGUGGAGUUGUUUUGGCUGCCCUGCUGGAUCCACCCAGCUGGCGCUGCGUGAUUCUUUGCAGUGUCACAGAAGGACUUAAAUUCAUUUGUAGUCUGUGUUCUCAGGCUAAAAUACUGCCUAUGCACAGAGAUAUUUCCUUAAGGGCCUUUUAGCCUCUUACAUAUUCAGCACUUGCUUUUGACAUAUGUUUGUAAAAAAUCUCAGUCAUUUUCUAUUUGCAGAAGCAUCAGCAAAAAGGAGAGGACUGCGUUUUGUGUUUUGCACCUUGACAUGAUCAGUUCUGUGUUGUACCCUGCACAUCCACGCUGCGUAACACAAGCAAAACACCAGAUGAUUUCACCGAUACAGAGGGCUGUCAAAUCCGAUCACCGAUGCUGAGCCCUGUUUGCACCUAAUCUUGCCCUGCACCUCCUGGUGCUGACAAGGAGCCGUGUAUGCACAGCCUGUCCCUUACACCCCACCAGCAUCCCCACGUGCAACACUUCACACAGAAACAGCAGCCUUUUCUGGUUCUUGGACACCCACCUCACUCACGCUGGCUGUGGCCUGCAUUUCCCUGGCCCACCUGGAAAUGCAGGUGAUGGUGGGCAUGCUUUUGGCACCACGAUGACCGGCAGAACAGAAACGUCGCCGGCAGAGGUGCCUGUGGCAUCUUGCAGAGCCCUCUGUGAUGUUUCUUUAGGGAAGCUAUCUGCAGUUGUGCCAGCGUGCUCCCUGAGUCACUCAAAUCAUUCACCUGUGGUCGCAUGUUUCACUUGGAGAAAUGACUCACGUGUUUCCUUCGAAGGACACCCCACUCCAGCGGAGUUUUCCUGGGCAGAGGUAAAACACAGCACUUAUCAGAGGCCUCAGACAGAGCCACAAGGACUGCCAGAAAUGGGGCCAAGCCCCCCAUGGAGGGGCAGGGUGGGAGGACAGCACGGGAGGAUUCACCACCAGCGUGCCCCACUGUGGCUCCUCUCCCACCAGGCUGGAGAGCUGCAGCCCCUCAGCCCCACCACGCUUCCUGGCCAAGAACAAGAGACCGUCGCUCGAGCAGGGCGAUGUGGGUGGGCAUACAGGAAACACCCAGCUGCCAACCCUCAGCUCGCCGCCUCCUCGGAACAGGAACCGGGGUUUCCUGGAGACAAGGGCAAACACAGCACAGCCACCGCCGGCCGGGAGGGAGCUGCUGACCCCUCUGCCCGGCAGCAACAUGCUACACAGGAGAGACGUGUCCCCUGCUCCCGGCCCCGGAGACAAGACGCGGCGGCUGGAGGAGCGGCUCUCCAGCCAGGAGAGGACCACAGCCUUCCUCCUCCACCAGGUCUUCCGAGUCAAGGACAACAUCGUCUCGUACCUCCAGGAGAGCUCGGGUUAUCAGCACAGGGAGACUGCUGCCCGGCAGCUGUUGGAAAACCACGUCCAGACCAUUGCAGGCAUGGUUCAGAAGCUCAGCCAGGACAUAGAGGUUUUGGAGAGGCAAAUAAGAACAAGGGAUGGUGCCACAGUGCAAACUAAUUUUGCUGUUCAAAACCUGGACCAUAAAUACAUCCAGAGUCUUGGAGACCUGCGUGGAAGAGUGGUAAGAUGUGAGGCAAGUAUUGCAAAGCUAUCAGGAGACAUCAACAUUAUCAGGCGUGAGGUCCAGAAGAUCGAUAAGGAGAUUUACAGCCUUCACUCUACCCUCAAGUAUUCUGUGAGUGGCUUUGAGAAGAUGGUAAUGCAGCUGUUAGGCAAGAUGGAGACUUCCAACUCUGAUCAAAGCUCAAAUUUAAAGACAGUCCAGGGAGAUCAACACCACAAAUUGCAACUUCUGGAUUUCAAGUUGACAAGCAUUCUAAGUGACUUCAAAGAUCAGAUGCAGCAUCAGCAGAAGUGGACAGAAGCGCAGCUGACACGCUCUGAAGACCAAGCCCAGCACAGGCACCAGCUGCUGAAUGCGAUGAAGGACAGGCUGGAAGCGGCAGAAAAGAAAAUAGAGGAAAAGCUUCUGCUUCUGUCACUAAAGCUAGAACAUACAGAGAAACCGGAGAAAUACAAACAACAGUUGAACCAGAUGAGAAGUGAUGAAAACAACCUGCACACAAGAAUCACCAGAUUUGAAAGACAGAUCUGGAAGGAGCUUGAGGAAAUCCAAAAUGAAUACAGAUCAGGAUUUCAAUCUAUUCAUGAGUCUCUGGAGCUGCUCAAACAAAUACAGAACACAAAGCUGAAGCUUGAAAAAAAGAAGAUUCAGAAAGACACUCGAAGAUACAAAGCAAGUGACCUCCCAUAAGAAUGAACUCCAAAAGCAAAUCCUUAUCAACACUUGCAGGUGCUCUCUCCAGUGAGAAGCAUAGCUGGAUUAAAAGAAGCAGUCUUUAGACACACCCACCUUUGUUUUCCCCUGUCCCUGCAGGGUGUUCUUGUGACUUAUCACAUUGCGCAGACACAAAAAUAACAGCUCUGUAAAACUAACAGUCAUUUCAUAUCAAUUUCACAAUAAAAAGUACAUGAUUUUU